Thalassophryne amazonica is the source of this 411-nucleotide messenger RNA. Its product is annotated as galectin-3-binding protein A-like. The record is from RefSeq and is a predicted model, not a curated record. The coding region runs from base 43 to 411 and encodes 122 amino acids. Gene Ontology annotation, cellular component: membrane. The transcript is spliced from 3 exons. NCBI's taxonomy places the organism in Eukaryota, Metazoa, Chordata, Actinopteri, Batrachoidiformes, Batrachoididae.
UAUUUGCUGCAGACAAAGAGACUGUUAAAUCAGCAGUUUGAAAUGCAGACACUUGAGAACACAAAGACUUUGUGGGUGUUGUUGCUCUUCUGCGUCUCUGGAGGACAGUCCACAAAAUUUAACCUGUUCGAGGUGCAGCUCCGUGAAGGAUCGGUAAGGUUGUCCGGCUCUGAGAGUGUUGCAGAGGGCCGUGUGGAGAUCUACCACAACGGGACGUGGGGAACAGUUUGUGAUGAUGGCUGGGACCUGGCUGAGGCCCAGGUGGUGUGUCGACAGCUGCAGUUCCCCGGAGUCAAAUCUGUGCAAACUGGAAAUGUCUACGGAACAGGUGCAUUCUAUUUGUAUUUAUUGACCACCAGGGGGCAGGAAUGCAUAGAAAAUCAAACUUGUCAAGUUGCAAAAAAUCAAUGA